AUGGUCAAAUCUCGCGUGGAAGUCCUCCAUCGCAACCUUGGGCCGUCCAGCAUAUGGAAUCAAUCUGGCGAGGUUCCGCGUCUCUCGCCGGAUAAAGCACGCCACCUUAUUGAUACUUUAGGUUGCGAAUUUGACGGUGGAGGCUCAUUCGCACCAGGUGAUGGUGAAGCCUGGGGUCUUUUUAAAGUGGCACUUGAUCUUUACCCGAGAGUCUUGCUGCUAAACACAGACCUGCUAGAGGUGCAGGCAAUCACAGCCAUGAUACAAGGAAAGAUCAUAUCUGAAGCGGCGCGCGUUGCCCAGCGAGCAUUCUUAAACAAAGCGUCAACGAGUAGUGACGCCACAAUUCGUAGUCGAGCUUUCUGGGUGGUGUAUUACAUUGAAAAAACGGUCACCUUUCAUCAUGGAACCACUUCGUUCAUUGUAGACUGUGACAUUGGCUCGCCCAUACCUAUCGUCCAAGAGGCAGUGUUCGGUGACUUUGACUGGUUUCUCACCUCAGUCAGAUUUGCAAGGCUCUAUUCGCGCACCUUCACCGACCUGUUCUCUAUAAGCGCAACGACUAACUCAAAGACGGCAUAUCUUGCCAAGAUUCAUGAACUCGAGAUGCUUUUAGAACAGCAAUGUCAAAUGAUCCCUCCUCAAUUCCAACCUGGCACCAAGCUGCGACCGCAAACAUUCUCGCAUCCAUGUGAAAUUGCUGCAGCCCUUCGGGUUCACUACCACUAUCAUGAGCUCAAGAUUGCUCUUCACCGCUUGAAGCUUCAUGUUACUCGCGGCCAAUCCUCCUCCCAGUCGCCAUCAGACAUUAUUGAGAUGAUGAAUUCAGCACGGGCCGUGAUUGACCUCACACGAGUCAUUUAUCAAGAGUCGUCUACCCCAUUUUUUAUCAUGAUCUUCAUGCCCCUCACGGCGUUGUUCAUCUUGUUCGACCUUAUUAUUCAUUAUCCAGCCCAUCACGAUGCUCGCAGUAAUCUAGUCUUACUUGAAAGUGUGACUGGCUAUUUUAGUGCGCUUGAGUAUGCUACUAGCGGAUAUCUACCAGGCUCUAUGUUGAUACAGUUUGCGUCGAUCGCGCGCGCAUUUCAUUCGUCUUCUCAAAGGGCUCAUGUAGAAGAUAUCAACAGCGGCAACAGUGGCAUGGGUAUCACCCUUGACCACCCCACGCCUGAAACGUUGGGCACAGGCUCAAGCACCAAUAGCCAGAUGCCCUGGGAGAGCAGGCUCACUCCUGGUCUGGAGAUCAUGGACCUCUUUGGAGGCCCACUGCUUGGUGUUGAUUUUUUCUCUGCGUCAAAUUGA
Molecule: messenger RNA, 1302 nt
Organism: Aspergillus pseudotamarii
Lineage: Eukaryota; Fungi; Ascomycota; Eurotiomycetes; Eurotiales; Aspergillaceae
Product: fungal specific transcription factor domain-containing protein
Exons: 8
Coding region: 1-1302 (433 amino acids)
Source: RefSeq, a predicted model, not a curated record